Molecule: messenger RNA, 1033 nt
Organism: Adelges cooleyi (spruce gall adelgid)
Lineage: Eukaryota; Metazoa; Arthropoda; Insecta; Hemiptera; Adelgidae
Product: coiled-coil domain-containing protein 25
Exons: 6
Coding region: 341-970 (209 amino acids)
Source: RefSeq, a predicted model, not a curated record
AUAUUAUAUAAUAUUAUUAUCGUUUUGUCUUCAACAAAUGGGUGAAAACUCAUUAAUAACAGUUUUUUUUGCCUUUUUUAACGAGGUAUCCUUAGGGCUUUGCUAAUAUUCGUUCAAUAUUAAUCUCAAUUUCAGGCUACAUCGCACAAACGGUUUUUACUGUAGAAUUACUCGUGCGAUAGUAUAGGUUGUUUUCGAUAAAUGAAUUCGCAUUCGUUUUUCCAAAGGCUGCCGAAUAUUUAUUGAUAAAAAAUUGUCUCUACAAAAGCUACUACUACUACUAGUUACUAUUGAAACGUUGUUGGAGGCAAAUUUCGUUUCUAUCUCAUAUUUAAAAACAAUGGUCUUGUUAUACACUAGCACCGUGGUCGAUCCGCCUGUCACGCUUAUUCGAGGUGCCGACAGCAAUGAAAACGACGAGUUGAUUGACAAUAUGUUGCCCGAAGACGUAUGGUUCCAUGUAGAGGACUUGUCUUCAGCUCACGUUUACUUACGAUUAAAAGAGAAACAAACUCUCGACGAUAUUCCUGAAAAGUUAUUAGAAGACGCUUGUCAGUUAGUGAAAGCAAACAGUAUAAAAGGAUGUAAAAUGAACGAAGUGGUCGUUAUUUACACAAUGUGGUCGAAUUUAAAAAAAAUAUCUGGAAUGAAAUCUGGAGAAGUGUCGUUUAACAAUCCUAGUGCCGUCAGAAAGAAGACUACUAAAAAGGACAAGGCUAUAGUAAAUAGGCUUAGUAAAACGGAAAAGAGCGGCGUGAAAAUGGACUACGAAGGCGAUAGAGAGGCGAGAGAACGUCGAGAGAUCGAUAGGAAAAAAGCAGAAAAUAAAAUUCAACUGGAAAAUAAACGCGCCGAAGAAAAACGUAACCGUGAAGCGUCCGAACUAAGGUCUUAUACGUCUUUAAUGAAGAGCGAAAAUAUGACGGCAAACACGGAUUAUUCGGGCUACGAUUCCGACGAUUUCAUGUGAUGUUAUAUUGUUAAGAUAAUAUUAUUUCAAGUCUAUUAAAGGCAAUUACUACGUAUGCUCUCA